Messenger RNA from Ilex paraguariensis (yerba mate), 2013 nucleotides. The record is from the annotation of a GenBank genome assembly. NCBI's taxonomy places the organism in Eukaryota, Viridiplantae, Streptophyta, Magnoliopsida, Aquifoliales, Aquifoliaceae.
CCACAAAUCAAACAUACAAGUCUCAACUUGAACCACCAGUUUCAUCCUUGGAGCUCUACCUCUUACACGGCUGAAACAAUCUCUAAGUUGGCCAACUUCCCAUCACUCACUCACUCUAUAAAUUCAAACCACCUCCUUUUAGCCUCUUCUACACCAAAUUCCAAAACCCUGUAAACCACAAACCCUAAAAUCAGAGAAGACCCACCUGAAAACAUAGCUGAAAAUGGACAUAUGGUCAUGGAUUUCUGAACUCCCCAACUCGGACGAGUGGUCCGAGUCAACCUCAUCACUCACCUUCCAACUAGCAAGUUCCACACCAAGUUCAACAAAGAGCAAUACUACCCAGAUGAUUCAACUCAGAGCUGAGAGAGCCGGGUCCAACCCGGAACCAUUGGUGGUGACUUUCUCAGUAUGCUUAGUAGGGUUUCUCUCUCCUAACUCAGAGCAAACCAUAUGGGUUUCUGACACGUGUCCUUUAUCCUCCGACAAGCCAUUCUUGUCUCUCAUAGUUCAACUCCUCCAAGAGAUCAUUUCACGAGCACCCACGGCUCAUGAUAGCACCUGCCCACGUUCACAGCUUCAGAAGCUCAAACCGGAGCCACUUUCAUGGCUUCUUGACUCACACUCGACCGAGUCAUUGUCGAGUUUCUUCAGUCUCAUCUUCCUCGCACGCCUUUUCUGGCUAUGUGUCUUCGACGCACCCUCCGAAGCUGGCUCUUUGUACUUCCAUGCACUGUUAGCUCCAAACCUCGGAGCCUUUUCGUGUAACCACGCGCCCAUACUGCGAACGUUCUUCGUUGCGGUAGGAGUUGACGUGGAGCUAUUCUUAAUGCGCACCUUUGGAUAUAUGUUAGCAAAAUGGUUGAUUUUAAGGGAACUGGGCAUAGGGUUACAAUCGUUAACACCGUUGCCAUCUCAUAAUCUUGGGUUAUCCUACGCUAUGGAGUCUCAUGGAUUUUGGGUUCUGAAAGGCUACGCGCCGGCUAAGGCAAUGAAGUGCAGGGGCUCUAGUGGUAGAACCAAUAAGCUGUACCCUGUGAUUGAAGCCAAAGAGUCUGUGCUGAGAUAUGCUUUGAGUCAUCAGCAGCUUGAGGCUGUUAUUCAGUUGGAAUAUACAGUUGGAUUUUAUGAUGGUUUUAUUCAAGUUAAGGCACGCGUCGAUAAUCUACGCUUCCACGUGGCCCAAUUAGGGUUUAAUAAAAAGGAGGAGGAGGAGGAGGAUAAUUAUUUGAAUGAGAGGUAUUUUCCAUCAAGGAUUCGAGUUUGGGUCGGACCGGAGAUUGGGGCGAGUUACGUGGCCGGUUUGAGUUUGGGUCAAUCCACGGAUAAUGUGGAGAGAGAAAUGGAAAUGCAAAAGAUUUUGAAGGGUAGUUUUGGAAAAUUGAAAGUUCCCAAGGCAAAGGUUAUGACAAAGAUGGCAACGAGAACAAGAAUGAAAAAUUGGAGGUGGGAGCAAGAUGUGGAAGGAAAUUUAGCAAUUUUUGAUGCGGUUUUAUGUGACAACAAGACUGGUAUCGAAGUUGCUACGUGGAAACCGUCCUCUGAUGGUGGUGGUGGCGGCAGCGGCAUUGAUGGUCAAUUGGGGAAUAGUUUUCGAGGAAGAUAUUCGGGAGUGAGUAGGCCGUUCACAAAAAAAGGGGGUUUGGUUUUUUCAGGGGAGGAGUGUGGAAGUAUAGGGUGGAGAUUGAACAAAGAGAUGGAAGGGAGUGUAUUGAAAUGGAGAAUCGGAGGUCAAGUUUGGUUGAGUUAUUGGCCUAAUGAUGUAAAGAGUUCAUACUUUGAGACAAGGUGUGUGGAGUGGUGUGAAGAAGUUGAUUUGCCUUUGAUUCCUGGUAAAUACUAAAAGCAUGGUAUAAGACCAGGCACUAAAACAUAGUAUGUACAUAUUUUUCACUGUCAAAGCUAAUAACGGAUGUGUUUCCUUUUUCCCAACUAUUACUCACGAGUUUUGAACCUCUAAUAUUUUUUAUAGAGCUGUCAAAAUAUGAUACGACUCUUUAACACGACAAGAAC